Molecule: messenger RNA, 1518 nt
Organism: Cucurbita moschata (crookneck pumpkin)
Lineage: Eukaryota; Viridiplantae; Streptophyta; Magnoliopsida; Cucurbitales; Cucurbitaceae
Product: UDP-N-acetylglucosamine transferase subunit ALG14
Exons: 6
Coding region: 458-1129 (223 amino acids)
Biological process (GO): dolichol-linked oligosaccharide biosynthetic process
Cellular component (GO): UDP-N-acetylglucosamine transferase complex
Source: RefSeq, a predicted model, not a curated record
UAGAAAAAAAGAAAAAACGUUUGUCUCCGUCUUUCUUCCUCCCUCUCCCUCUCACGUUCAGCUCCCACCCCUGCAGUUUCCCCGGCGACUUGCAGCAGCUCCGACCGGCGACAUUAUCUGAGCAACGAUCAACGCUCACUUCCAGACAGAGAAAAUCGGUGCGCGAUCAACCACGUCGGAAUCCUUGCUGGACGGCGUGCGACUCACCCACGAACCAGAGGCGCGACAACGACGCUAUUCCGGCGGAUCUAGUCAAGAAGCGCUCGUGAAAUUCUCUCGACCCCACAACCUGCAUCCACGACGACAGAUUUUCAACGCAAAUACCUCCUUGCGGCAGUGGACAGCCACUCACAAACGAACCCGUUCUGCUUUAUAUUCGCAACCUCGAGUGAUCUCAGAUUGGGUACUCAGAUCUGAAUACCCAAGCCUUUCCGGAUUGUUGUGUUUGCUUCUCUUUAUGAUGGAUUCUAGUAUUACUAUUGCUGCCGUAAUUCUCAGUAUCAGCUUGAUUUUGAGUCGUGUUCUUUACGUCAUAUAUUGGAGUGGUAGACCCGUUCGAAACAAAAGCUUGGAACCUGUUAGUACCCUCAUUGUUUUAGGCUCAGGGGGCCACACGGCGGAGAUGCUCAAUGUGUUGUCUGUGCUGCAGAAGGACUUGUUUGCUCCAAGAUUCUACAUUGCUGCUGCAACGGAUAACAUGAGUCUUCAAAAGGCUCGUACAUAUGAAAACCAACUGGCUGAUAAGACCGGGGCUGAGGUAGACAAGACUGCACAGUUUAUGCAGAUCUACAGAAGUAGGGAAGUAGGACAAUCAUAUUUCACUUCCGUUUGGACAACUUUGAUUGCCACAUUGCACGCACUCUGGCUAAUGCUUAAACUUAGACCUCAAGUGAUUCUCUGCAAUGGCCCUGGUACCUGCAUCCCUCUAUGCGUAAUUGCAUUCAUAUUCAAGGUUAUGGGGAUUAGAUGGUCUUCAAUUUUUUAUGUGGAAAGCAUUGCAAGAGUGAAGAGAUUAUCACUAAGUGGCUUGAUUUUAUAUAAGUUAUACAUGGCUGAUCAGUUCUUUGUGCAAUGGCCACAACUACAGAGGCUAUAUCCCCGCGCUCGCUACGUCGGUUGUCUCAUGUAGUUCACAACGAAAUUCCGUACAGAUUAGUAUACAUUUCUGAUUCUUACUGCUCAAAUCAUGACUGAGUUGAUCAUCAUAUGCAGCGUUGAAAGGUAACAUAUAGGGAAAAAAAAUUUCAAGUUUCUGAAAAUCAUGUCUGAAUUGGUCCAUAUGCUGCUUUGAUAUGUAACAUACAGGGAAAAAAAUGUCAAGUUCAACUUGCUUAGAAAAUUACUUUCCCGGAUUUUUAGAGUUUUAUUGUUUGUUAUAACUCUACGAACUAGGCAUUAUCUAUCGAUAUAUCCAUAAAUUAAAAGACCCAUCGAAGAUUAAUCAAUAUCUGAUCCAUAAUAUAUAUAUAAUUAUUAGAAGAUCUAUGAUUGUAAGGUUGUUUAGGAAUUCCUUUGCUC